AUGGGCAGUAAAAGAAAAGAAAGCACGGUCAGCGAUACGAUAUCCAAACCGGCCGUGUCGGGCUGGGCAUGGGUGGUUCUGUGCGGUGCUUUUGUUAUCCAGUUUAUGGUAGUUGGCUUUCUUGGCUCAAUGUCUGUCUACGUUUUCGUGUGGAUAAAUUACUUCGAGGGAAGCGCGGCCCAGACCAGCCUGAUUGUGUCGCUUUGUUCUUUCCUGAUGGGUGCCUUGAGUCCAGUGGCCGGGGCAAGCUGUAAACGCUUUGGACCCCGUCUGACGGCUAUGGCAGGUGGUAUGCUGAUGUUUGCAGGCGUAGUAAUCUCCUCGCAGGCGACUGGUAUAAUAUUUCUCAUUUUGAGUCUCGGCGUUUUAACGGCAUUUGGAAUGAGUAUGGCGUUGAAUGCUUCUUAUAUGAUACUGGGUAUGUACUUCGAGAAACGUCUGGCUACAGCCAUGGGUUUAGCCACUGCUGGAGUCAGCGUAGGACAGUUGGCUCUUCCACCUUUCUUCCAGUACUUGAUCGAUCACUACGGAUGGAGAGGGUCGCUGAUGAUAACUUCCGCGCUAGCAUUUCACGUAGCUGCUGCUGCCGCCGUCAUGCGGCCGCUGCUUAUCCCUAAACCGGAUAAGUCAUCUAAAAAGUCUGGAGGGGGCAAGGUAGAGCAUAAGGCCAAAGGAGAAGAAAACGGCAAUAAUAAUGAAUUGACUGGAGUUGGCAACCUUCGGGUCCUGUCCUUUCUCAACCCAUCGAUCUUUGACGCGGAAGAUCAAGUCGGUUCGCCCAAUGGCAUGGCCCUAGGAGAAGGAUCGAUCUUCCAGGAGGAGCCAGACGUUGCCAUGACAACAAAGUUCGAAGAAGAUGAGGACAGAAUCCAGUAUAUCGACGACGAUUCUUGGAGUCUGUCAUCGACUCGGGAAGGAUUAAAGUCUGCCAUGAACCACAGUGUCUGGGUACCGGUCGCCGUGACAGCCUUGAAGAGCAUGCCAGCGGAGGGGCGUAAACAAACCUCCCUUCCCGGCCGCAAACCUAGCUUAGCAUCCAUGCUAACCCAGAGCUUGGAGAAACAGCCUUCUGAAUUCUUGUGUCUCCUUCGGAAUCCUAGCUUUGUGAUCAUGCUGGCAGUGAGCGUAGCACACGGCUUCGGCUGGGCGUCCACCACCUACCAUUUGGUAUCGCGGGCCGAGUCUAUUGGCAUCGAGCCACACAAAGCCGCCUUACUUCUCACUUCAUUGGGCACAGGCAGUCUCCAUUCAUAA
Acanthaster planci (crown-of-thorns starfish) is the source of this 1254-nucleotide messenger RNA. Its product is annotated as putative monocarboxylate transporter 5. Gene Ontology annotation, biological process: transmembrane transport; monocarboxylic acid transport. The record is from RefSeq and is a predicted model, not a curated record. Gene Ontology annotation, molecular function: monocarboxylic acid transmembrane transporter activity. Lineage: Eukaryota; Metazoa; Echinodermata; Asteroidea; Valvatida; Acanthasteridae.